Messenger RNA from Meleagris gallopavo (turkey), 332 nucleotides. The record is from RefSeq and is a predicted model, not a curated record. Lineage: Eukaryota; Metazoa; Chordata; Aves; Galliformes; Phasianidae.
AUGGCGGGUUCAAGGGCUCAAGAUCUGGAUCGCAUUCGUUUGUCCACCUACCGAACAGCAUGUAAACUUAGAUUUGUUCAGAAAAAAUGCAACUUGCACCUGGUGGACAUUUGGAACGUGAUAGAAGCCUUGCGGGAAAAUGCCCUCAACAACCUGGAUCCCAGCAUCGAACUCAACGUGGCUCGCCUGGAAGCUGUGAUUUCGACUAUUUUCUACCAGCUCAACAAACGGAUGCCGACGACCCACCAGAUCAAUGUAGAACAGUCCAUCAGCUUACUGCUCAACUUCUUGCUAGCAGCCUUUGAUCCGUAAGUCUGCUUUCAUACCCCCAU